This is a messenger RNA of Cuscuta campestris, 1591 nucleotides long. Lineage: Eukaryota; Viridiplantae; Streptophyta; Magnoliopsida; Solanales; Convolvulaceae. The record is from the annotation of a GenBank genome assembly.
AGUAAUGAUGGAUAUUUACUUGAAUAAUGACUACAUGAUAAUGAUCAAAAGUCCUACAUUGAAAAAUAAAAACAUAUGAUCCUAUAUUGGAAAAAUGAUCCUAUAUUGGAAAAGUCAUUAUCUUAAAUGCCUCUUGAAUAACGGUUGGGGCUUUUCAAACUUAUUUGAACAAUUGGUUUUGAAAUGCUUUUGAAGAACAAUUGGCUUCCGGAGUCUAAAAUAUCAGAGCAAAACCCUAACCGUCCCGGCAACUUCAAUCUCCUCCGUCACAUUGCAGAAAUGGCAUCCGAAACGCAAAGUUACAGGCAAAGACCACCCAAUCAGCCCCCGCCUCCGACGACGCCCAGAAAGAAGUGGUCAAUCGACGAUUUCGAGAUCGGGAAACCCCUCGGAAGGGGCAAAUUCGGCCGGGUCUACCUUGUCCGUGAAGUCCAGAGCAAAGUGAUUGUGGCGCUGAAGGUGAUUUUCAAAGAGCAGAUAGAGAAGUACAAGCUGCACCAUCAGCUCCGGAGAGAGAUGGAGAUCCAGAGCAGUCUCAGUCACCCCAAUAUCCUUAGACUCUACGGCUGGUUUCAUGACGACGAGAGGAUUUUCCUGAUCCUCGAGUAUGCUCAUGGAGGGGAACUCUAUAAGGAACUCCGUAAAUGCGGCAGAUUCUCUGAAGUGCAAGCCGCCACUUACAUUGCAAGCCUUGCGCAAGCACUGGCUUAUUGUCACAAGAAAGACGUGAUUCACAGGGACAUAAAGCCAGAGAACCUUUUGCUGGACCAUGAGGGUCGAUUGAAGAUUGGGGACUUUGGGUGGUCAGUGCAAUCCAGAAGCAAGAGACACACAAUGUGUGGGACGUUGGACUACUUGGCACCCGAAAUGGUGGAGAACAAAGCUCAUGAUUAUGCAGUUGAUAACUGGACUCUGGGCGUUCUUUGCUAUGAGUUCUUGUAUGGUAUGCCUCCAUUUGAGGCUGAAACCCAGAAGGAUACAUUUAGAAGGAUAAUGAAGGUUGACCUCAACUUCCCCUCCACCAUUUAUGUCUCUUCACAAGCGAAGGACCUCAUUAGUCGGGUAAGUGCGUUGAUUGAUGCCCUCUCAUAAAAUUUUAAAGCUCCAUUCUUCUUUUGGAAUAAUCACAACAAUAAUAAAGAUAUAAUAUAUUGUGUGGGAGUUAGCUUCUUGUGAAGGACUCUUCAAAAAGGUUGUCUCUUCAGAAGAUCAUGGAACAUCCUUGGAUAACAAAGAAUGCUAACCCCAAGGGAGCCUGCUGGAGCUAAAGUUUUUUUUUGUUCCUCCAAGCAGUAGAUGAGACUGGUUCUUUUAUGGCACAACCACACAAGAGGGGACUUAAUUAUUUUGAUUCCAAUGGCAUCCAUUGUGCUUGUUGAAUGGUUAUAUGUCCAUACAUUGCCCUUCUUCUUCUUUCCUCUUGUAUUAUUACUUGACUUAUGUUGCAUUUCUUUAAUCGUUCCUCGCCAAAAUUUGUAUAAAUUUCUUGUACAACAUGUACUCAUUGUGCAUAAUUAUUCUGUUGCAUUUUUAAAUGGUAUUUUGAAUCGGGCCUUUUGGACACAAGUAGGAGUAAAGGUUGUGAUCGAUU